Molecule: messenger RNA, 5796 nt
Organism: Penaeus chinensis
Lineage: Eukaryota; Metazoa; Arthropoda; Malacostraca; Decapoda; Penaeidae
Exons: 28
Coding region: 399-5612 (1737 amino acids)
Biological process (GO): actin filament organization; chromosome localization to nuclear envelope involved in homologous chromosome segregation; spindle localization
Cellular component (GO): lateral element; nuclear outer membrane; chromosome, telomeric region
Molecular function (GO): dynein complex binding
Source: RefSeq, a predicted model, not a curated record
AAAUUUACAACAAAGAGAGUGAGCUAACCAGUGUAUCUAGUGAAGAAAAUAGACAGACCAGUGUGUUAAGUAAACUUAUCAAUAAAGGAAGAGUGAAUACUAGUAUAUCACAUGAUGGAGGUGAAGGAGGUGAGCAGAUCAACGCAUCUGGUGUUAAUGGCAAAGUGUAUAAUGAAGAAAAUGAACAGAAAAGUACUUCCAGUGAAAGAAGUGAAGAUGCCAGUGUUUUUAAUGUAGUAAGUGAAGAAUUAGAUAAAAUCGUCAAAGAAUGUAAAGAAAGUGACCAGAUUAGGACUGACUGUAAUGGAAUUGACCAGAAGAAGUAUAUUGAAAAAGCUAAACAGGUCAUUUGUAAUAUUGGAGCAGAGGAACAUGUUCCUGCUGCGCCUGAUGAAACUAUGACCAUAGUUAAAAGUAAUAACCACGCUGACUAUGAAGACAAAGAACUAUUCACAGAAAACUCCAGUAUUGUCAAUCAAAACAGGGAACAAUCCUUAGUAGGUGGUCAAGAGAAUGAGCUUAUCGGUUACAGCUGCCAGGAAAAUGAUCAACUCGAUACUUCCAGUCAAGCUGAACAGAUGGUCAACAGUGUCAACCUUGUAAGAAAACAGAUUUUAACCACAGAUGCAACAUAUGAUAAAGACGAACAUAUGAAUAAUUUCAGUGUAGAUUCCGCCUCUAGAUGUCAUAUGGAGUUAGACCAAACUGUACUGCUUACUCAUUACCCUCACACCCUAGAUGCUGAUAGUCAUGAAAGCCGACAGACGGAGUCCAUUCCAGAAACCGAAUGCUGUAAUAGUAUCCGUGAUAUGAGAAAAAACGCCGUCAUCGGUACUGUGGAAAAUAAUGAAGGAAGUAGUAUCGAAGUUAUUAGCAAAAGUACUAUAGACAAUGAAGCUAAUUAUUUGGAUAAUAAAAGCGAUACAGAUAAUUCCACCUCAAGAUCUCAUGAAAUUGAAGACACAGAGAUUACGUGUGAGGACGAAUCCCUUCGUUCCACUGUUGAAAUGGGAUUUACGCAUCCUGCUACGACACAAAAUCAACACAAUGUCAAAGAAUAUGUAAACGAGUCAGCCUCUAGAAGCGCUGCGGACAGUGAUGGAACAAAAGAGAGUAUGCCGUCACAAGGAUUAUUCUCUGAGACACCCGUCACAGAACUGACCAAGAACAUGUCGAAAGUGAUGCAGAGCACUCCGGACAUAGAGGAGACCAUGUUCGUAAAUGUCGAAUAUAGUGAAAGUCAAGCAGAGCUAUAUAUCGACAAGGAAAACGGUUUAGACCUAAAAACGUACGAUGCCUCCCCAAUACGAGAGGAAAACGUCCAGCCUUCUGGAGAAAGCCACGGCAUAAAUACACACGUGCCUCAAGACGGACAUGGAGAGGAGGCGCUGAUGUCAAGUUUGGGGGAGGAGGAAGUGUUCGCUGGCUUGGGCACGAGUGACACCUUCUCAAGCUUGUCCGAUUCUGCUUCUCCAUCUCCCCUGCCUCCACCAUCGUCACCGCCGCCGUCAGCUGAAGAAGACCUCGUAGACGCCCUCUUUCACGCAUGCGACUCCUCUGGGUGCGGCCGAGUGCCUGCCGCCCAGAUCGCCGCCCACCUUGCCGUAACCCUCUCUGAUCUGCAACCCAGGUGGCUGGUCGAGUCGUUAAAGGAUGCCCUGUGCACUGACGGGGAGGAGAACCAGCUGGAUAUUUCCACCUACCGAGGUUUGUUGACCACGUGGCUGCAGGAUCACGCGAGGGACGUUAAUAUCUUGAAUAACCACAACACCGAUGCUGACGCUGAAGGUAACGCCGACGCCGAUACAAGUUGCGACGAAGUCACCGACAUCUUUGCAUCACCUAAACCCGACCUCUCAGAGCAAGAGACGCAAACGCCCGUCAAUGUCGUAACGCUUACACGACCCUCGAAUACGCCGUGUGACCUGACGUCCAACCAAACAGCCGCCCAUGCACACAACACCACGCCCUUGUUCGUCCCGACGCCCGUGAACCGCACCCAGGACUCCUUCGCGUGGUGCGGGACCUUGCGGGACCUUGCCGACGGGGGCGAGAUGGGGAGGACCCCCCCGCGCCGACAGCUGCUCUACGAAGAUCGCCUCAGACAGUGCAUCGAGGGACAGUUCUCCUCGGGGAACAGAAGGAGUACGUUGUUGCCGUGGCUGCGACCGCCGGGGAGCAGUGGACCAGUGCCGGGCGACACGUUGGUCAUGUCUCGCCCUCCCUCUCCCAUCUCUCCUGCUCCCUCCUUCAUCUUCAAUCAGAAUGCAAACAAUAACAAUAACGUCGACAACACCAGUUUUCGGGGCACUGGUGAAAAGGCAAACCAUGUACCUCAGCUGGCGGAUCACUCAGGCCUCAAUUACACCUUUGGAAGCCUGGAGGAUGAAGCGGGCACGCACAGACCGGACCCGGGUGAGCUGCAGCAGGAAGUGCUGGAGCUGGAGCACACGAACCGCCGCCUCACUGGGGAAAACGCCGAGCUCACCACCCAUCUCACAAACGCCGAGGACCUCAACACGUCACUCAGGGAACAAUGUACACAGCUUGAACAGGCACUCAACAGCGUGCAGCACCAGCUGGCGGGAGCGCGCCGGAUGGAAACCGAGAUUGAAGAGUUUCGAAACCACCUCGACAUGGAACGCGAAGAGAAGGGGCGUCUUCUCGGCCGGCUGGGCCACUUGGAGAAGGACAACCAGGAACUUGCUGCCAGGCUCGAAGAUCUUGUGGCGCAGGUAAAUGCUGCACAAGAGGAGGCUGAAGGGCGUGCAACCCAAGAAGCUCAACUCGUAGCUGAGCACAAGACACAGGUGGCAACCUUGAUGGAGAAACUCUCAAGUUGGAAGUUACAGGCCCAAAGUCAGGGUACCAUCGUGCGGGACCUUGAGGAUACGGUGAAGGAUCUCAAGAGAGUCAUUGAGGUUCUGAAAGAUGAAAAGACCAAUUUGGAGCAACAGCUGAUAUGCCUAAGAGAAGAACUGACUUCUGUAACAACACAGGCAGACCAUGAGAUAAGUGGUGAGGUUGAUGAAGAUGUAAAGGAGAACAGAAGUAAUGGUAACAUAAUGGGAUCACUGAAAAAGAUGCCUUGGGGACCUCCCUUGUACUCCACACCCUUUAGUGGAAGAAGCCUGGCCAAGUCAUCUCAAGAAACACCUCAGAGCAUACACUCAGAAAUACAUACUAUGGGUGAGAACAAUGGUUCUUUACCAUUUUGUGAGAAGAGUGAGGAUGUUCAAUGCUCAGUUUCUCAAGCCCAAGGUGAUAAUGACAAUCUACAGUGCUCAGCAAACGAUUAUGCUGCAAACUCUACCACUACUCUCCUAUCUAGCAUGUUGAAAUGGUGGCGGUUGUGGGAAGAGCAAGGUGUAACCUUGUUAUUAGGGGUACAAGGAAGAGAUACUUCUGCCUUACAUGACCACUUUGCUGCUCAUCAUGAUGAACUGCUAAAGAUAGAGAAUAAGUUGCAGGGAAUCAUCAAAAAGAAAACCCAAACUCAGACCCCGCACUCCUCUGGCCGUUCAUCAUUGAAUGGUGUUCUGGGAAGAUCAAGAAGUUCAUCAAGGGAACAUUCUUCAUCCAGGUCUUCGCUAAGUAGGCCUAGAACUCCUGGCUCCCAUGUAUCACAGCUUAUCUCUAAAUUUGAAACUGCUAGUCCAUCCACAAGCCCUGUACCUUCUGAGCUAAGUGAAAGGUUGAGCAGAUUAGUUGACUAUAAUCGUAAUGUCUCCAAAGAGGUGGACAGGACUGGUCAGUGCUCUCCAACUUCCAGUGUCGAUUCCAGUUCUAGAAGAUCACCUGUCAUUUUUAAAAAUAUAAGGGAGUGUAAGAUUCAAAAGAAACAGAAAUCUUUUGAAGCAGAAUUAUGCUUGGAAGAAAUAAAUAUCAGUGAAGAGGUCAGUGAAGAGGAAACCGAUGACAUUCCCAAAGAUGUUUAUGCCAAAGCAAGAAACUGUGUGUCCGCAUCUCCUACUGAUAAACAAAACGUAACUCAGGAAAACAUGCUAGUAGAUCUAGAAGGUGAACGGGUAGUAGAUAGUGAUGGUGUGUUACUGAAAAUAGGUCUUGAUGCUGAGGGUGAAGCGGUAAAAGAAUCAAGUGAAGAUAAAAGUGAAGAAGAUGAAGUGGUUGAAGUGCAAUUUGAGGGCAUACAAAGUGAAGGUGUGUUCAGAAAAGGCAUUACAGUGGAGGUGGACCUUGAAUCAGAUAUUUACAUGGAAAACAGCCACUUGAUGAGACUAAUGAAAGAAGUGAAAGAGCAGAAACUCCUCAUUGAAGAUCUUAGGUGCCAAUUGUGUGCAGCAGAAGAAGAAAAAGAAAGUCGUACAGUAUUUCUUUCUCGCAUUCAUCGUCUUCUGCUGAGCGUCACUUCUGAGACAUAUCGAUGGACGGAGGGAGUGAGGAAGGAGUGGCUGUCGAGGGUCCCUGGCGUGAGUGAGGAGGGCGCUGCGGACCCCCUCCGGAGCACGGAGCCCCUGGACGACGGGCCCCUCACAGGGACACACUCCAGGGAGGAGAUUGAGUCCCUGAUCCGGGCGAGAUGUGACCUGGGGUGCCCGCCCUCGAAGGAUGACCUCGCUAAGGAAUAUGUGAACCCGGAGAAUUUAGCAGCAGAGCUCGAGCGGGAGUUGCUGGCUCUAAAGCUCCAUGUGGCUCGCUCUCAUGCCCUUCUCCAUCACUACCAGAGCUCGAGUCUUUAUGGCAGCAGGAGCGAGGUGUCCACGCCCCCCGCGCCGCCUCUGCGCCAAGGUGUGGAGGCGGGCGUGGAGUGCGACCUCUGCGGACCUACCUGUGUCCCACGCCCCUCUGGGUCCACCGCCACUCAGACUCCUGCGUCCCCCACCCCUGCGUCGCUCAGUCCCACUACGCCCACGACUCCAGAGUGUGAGGAGAUCGCGCCCACCUCGACGCUUUGGGAGGCUGAUGAGGACGUCGCGGAUUCAGACCACGCCUCCUUCACGCCCCAGCACCGCCCACUCUACCAGAAGAUCGUAGUCCCCGAGGAAGAGGAGGAGGAGGAGGAGGUCGUGGCGGGGGUCGGGGAAGAAGACAUGGCGGUGUCGAGCGACCACGCGCUCUACGCCCCCAAGCCCACGUACGACCAGCUCGACCAGUAUAGGCCCCCAUCGAAGCGCUCCGGCGAUGAGAAGCUGCGCCGCACGGGACUGGCCACCAUCGCCCCGCAGAAGGGCGGGAGCAGUGACAGUGACGAUGAGAUGGAGCUUCCCACACCGCGCUCUCCCCAGACUCGGCUGCGGCAUCUUACCAAAAGAAGUCAUUCCGACCCAGAGGUGACGCCCCUGUCGCCGCCUCCGUCACUCUACACAGAGGAGGAGGAAGAGGAGGAGCCCCCUCCCAUGAAGAAGCACGUGGCGGAGCAGGAGCUGGUCCUUCCGUCCACGCCAGAAUCGGGCUCCUCCGCCUCGUCCGCCAACCCCUUCCGGGCCGCGAGCGAGAAGACGAAUCUCGGGAGCAGGGACGACGCCGACGAGAGGAUCCCGCGCGAGGACGACGCCGGGGCAGGGACGCCGGUCGCAGCCGAGGACGAGGUCGACUCCCAGCAAGAAGAAGGGGGCCAGUGCUCAGGGCGGAGUGUUCCCCUCACUCCCUGAUAACUACCUUCGGUCUAUAGGCCUAGCGAGGGACGACCAUUCGCCCACCGAGAAUCUCUCCGCACAGGAAAUCGAAGGGAAGUUCAAGCAGCUGUCCUUGGCUUUCAACACCGACCGCCUCACCCUGCGUCAGCGCCUGGACGUGCAGCAGCGCCAGAGGGACACCGCGGAGAACAAUUUCGAG